AUGGGUGGCGGUGUUCGUGUACCACAUUGAUGUUGUAACUUUCGUGAUCGACGGAGGGUCACACAUGAGCGCCGAGUUUAGUUAAGGUUAUUUUGUUCAUCUUAAACACGUAGAAGUCACCGGUUAACUUCGACAAUAUGCUUCGAACACUCUGCCGGACCGGCGGUGCCCUGUUAAAGCAUUCACAGGGGACGAUCCCACGGUUAACACAGCUGUCACAGGGAACGACCCCGCGGCUAUGGGUGACACCAGCCCAGCAGCGAUGGGCAUCCAGUUUACCCAUGAACACCGUGGUACUAUUUGUGCCCCAACAAGAAGCCUGGGUAGUUGAGAGGAUGGGACGAUUUCAUCGGAUCUUAGUACCGGGUUUGAACUUUCUCAUCCCGUUUCUGGACAAAAUACGUUACGUGCAGAGUCUAAAGGAGAUUGUUAUUGAUGUACCGGAGCAAUCUGCUGUCUCUCUUGAUAAUGUGACCCUACAGAUAGAUGGCGUCCUCUAUCUCAGGAUACUGGAUCCAUUCAAGGCCAGCUACGGAGUAGAAGACCCAGAAUAUGCCGUCACACAGCUGGCACAGACAACCAUGCGCUCUGAGCUGGGGAAGCUAACCCUGGACAAAGUGUUCAGGGAAAGAGAGUGCCUGAAUUCCAACAUUGUUCACUCGAUCAACCAGGCGUCCGACGACUGGGGGAUCCGCUGCCUUCGCUACGAGAUCAAGGACAUUCACGUCCCACCGCGGGUCAAGGAGUCCAUGCAGAUGCAGGUGGAGGCGGAGCGGAAGAAAAGAGCCACGGUGUUGGAGUCGGAGGGCACGAGGGAGUCGGCCAUCAACGUAGCCGAGGGCCACAAGCAGGCUCAGAUCCUGGCCUCCGAGGGCCAGAGGGAGGAGCAGAUCAACAGAGCCUUCGGUGAGGCUAAUGCAGUCCUAGCCAAAGCAGAGGCUAAAGCGAAGGCCAUCCGCCUGUUGUCACUGGCUCUGACUGAACAGAACGGGAAUGCAGCGGCUUCCCUGAGCGUGGCUGAACAGUACGUGUCGGCCUUCUCCAACCUGGCCAAAGAGUCCAACACCAUCCUGCUGCCCUCCAACUCGGGAGACAUCAGCAACAUGGUCACUCAGGCCAUGUCUAUUUAUGGAACCCUGGCCAAGCAGAACCCGAUGAAGGUGGAGAGCGCGUCUUCAGCGAACCCAAACUCGGCAGCGGAGGGAUCCGCACCCCAGCAGUGAAGAACGUCCGGACGACUCGCGAGAAGAACAAGCCUCCCGGAACCCUGAGAAGCAGAACCUCUAAAUGCGGGUUCCCGUCUUUAGAACGUUACGGCUCAAAGAACAUUACCAGCUGCAGCGAGCUGGACGAUGACGCGGAGGGACUCGCCUUGAUCAGCUUUCGGCCCAAGAUUAGGAUCUCAUGAUCAUCGUCAAUACCUAGAAGGCCUACACAUCGCAGUCCGUUUACAGAGACACCAGUGUGGGUCAUUCAUACAGUCGGAUGUCACUUUUAAGUGUGUUUCUCAGUUCUUAACCAUUGUACCAUUUCAGUUGAAAAGGGUAUAAACUGUCAGGGACAUGUAGUGUUGUGUAUCUUCUCUGCAGACUUUGAGUUACGAUUUUCUGUCCUCUACCAUGUUUUCUGUAUUCACUCUGUACUCAUAAAUUAUAGACUUUUAUGUACUUGAGGUUUUGAAUGCCGACUCCAUCCCUCCCUUGGACACAAAUAAUGUUAUUUAUGUACUUAAAUAACUAAGAACUGUCAUUGGUUGGGGAGGAGAGAUUGGUAUGGUCUCAGAUGCAUAAUGAGUUCACAGAGCACUUACGAUCACCUCAGAGCUGUGGGAAGUGUGGAAUUAUUUUUUCAUUAUUGGACAAUGUAUUGUUUAACACAAUAGAAACCCAGUAUCCAGCACCAUUGACGAACCAUGAAACACUUGAUGACGAUAUCACAGAUAUAGCCAAUUUAAGAAAUUGGAACUAAGGGAUAGUUGAUGGCAAGCUGUCAAUAAAUAUUGUUCAAGCAAAAAGCA
Osmerus eperlanus (European smelt) is the source of this 2017-nucleotide messenger RNA. It is a transcript of the gene stoml2, whose product is annotated as stomatin (EPB72)-like 2. Gene Ontology annotation, biological process: mitochondrion organization. Gene Ontology annotation, cellular component: membrane; mitochondrion. Lineage: Eukaryota; Metazoa; Chordata; Actinopteri; Osmeriformes; Osmeridae. The transcript is spliced from 10 exons. The record is from RefSeq and is a predicted model, not a curated record. The coding region runs from base 138 to 1223 and encodes 361 amino acids.